This is a messenger RNA of Arctia plantaginis, 3177 nucleotides long. The record is from the annotation of a GenBank genome assembly. NCBI's taxonomy places the organism in Eukaryota, Metazoa, Arthropoda, Insecta, Lepidoptera, Erebidae.
AUGGAAGUUGCAGAUCAAUGGCGGCGGCAGUGGGCAGGAACUGCCGAAUAUGGCAAGGUAACAGAGGGCGGUGUAACACGUCGGGUUGCGCGUGCCAUGGAAGUAUUGCACGCUAGCGGACCAGGAGCACGCGUACGCGUCAUGCGUGCUGCCUACCACUCCUCGGCAGGUCCUGGAGCUCCAGCCGAGUCCUUCAUGCUUCACUCUUCACGAAGGGUAAUAUCUUCCGGCUUCAACUUUUUAGAGUCUCCGUCACUUCCCACAAAGCCCCUAGAGAUUUCAUCAACUCCGUUAGAAAUAACACCUGAUUCUAACGGGGAGACGGAAAACUACAAAGUAACUGAACCAGAUGAUUUAGAAAUCUCAGAACCAUCGAAGUGGAGAGGAUCGACUAGAGGAAGUUCGAUUCGAAUGCCAAGUGAAGAAUCGUCAUCAACAGACAAUGCCAGUAUCAUCGAUCUUGAUUCAAGGAACAGAAAUCUACACAGGAAAUACUCUUAUGAUUCUGAAAGCAGUGAAAUACAAUUUCGCAGUCGAAGUAACAGUAGAAACUCGCAACUUCUAGAUGCCCCGACAACGUUAAGUACUCUUAAAUAUAAAUCGCUUUUAAACAAUAGCAAUGAAUGGAAUAUGAGAAGGAAAAGUUACAGCUUUGAAGAUACAUCCCCUAUAAAUGAAACUAUUUUACACAAUAAUGCUACACUAGCCAUGGAAUCAUCUACUGACAGUGGUAUUUGUAAAUCUACAGAAAUCGUAAAUGAUGACAAUUCGCACAUAAAACAUUUUGACAACGAUGAACGAAAAACUGAAGAUAAAGAAGAAUCGUUUAGAGACUGGCUUACAAAGAAUAGACAGAAUUCACAAUAUAAAGGAACAAAAUUUAAAACAUAUCGAGACCAUGAUAUUGUUAUUGAGGAUCCAAAGGAAAACAAUAUAGCGCUACAAUCUUCUGGUAAAUUAUCAAUAACCUUACCAAUCACUAUUGAAGGGGAUCAUGACAGCAAUUCCAGAAAAUUUCAAACGAGUGAAGAUAUCGAUAAAAGAGUUAAAAAAGUAGAAUUUUGCAAAACAGAAGUACAUUUUGCAGCAGAGUCUGGUAAAGUUAACAUAAUCGCAACAGAUAAUAAACCACCACCUUCAAGUGAUUUUAGGAAAAGGAGAAGUGCUUUUGUUCCCUUGCAGGAUAUGAUGGAUAGACCGAUUACAUUGUUCGGCGAAAAACCCAAUGUCAUACCGAAUGGAGUGUCAACUUCUUUAAAUCAGAGUAAUAGUGAUUAUAGUGAAUCCGAUGAGAAUACAGCAGCUACAAAGAGUAUUCUCAAAAAUAAAAUUCCGAAACCCAAACCAUAUCUUUUAGGAGAGAACAUGGACUUUGGGAUAUCCAGUGAAGUUGCCAACAAAAACACUAGCAAAGCUAUGCUUUCGGCAGUUUCUUUGGUAAAUCAACAAAUGGAAUCAGAAAAACAGUAUAAAGGCGAAAUUAAAUCAGUAUUCUGUAAGGAAGCAGAAAGAAACGUUAUUAAUAAUAUUUUUCGGACAACUGAUACAGGUCCGACAAGGAAUGAUAGCUUAAAACGUGAAAAACACAUAGUCACAAACAUAAAAAUAGAAAAAGCAAGAGAUGACACAACCAAGGAUAUUAAAAAUAAACUUAUUGACUUAAAAGGGUCUCCCACUCAAGUAAAACCUAAAACGAGACAAUUACGUGAAAGUGAUUUAACAUAUUUCGGUAUUGAUAAUGAUCGGAAGGUACAAGAAAAUAGAAUCAAACCAAUAUUCAAUAGCGAGUCCAAAUUCGUCAGUGAUAAUAUUGUGGAGAACAUUUUUCAUUCUGUAAAAUUGAUACAGCAAGUUUCAAACAGUGUGAGUAGCAGUGUUUGUAACAGUGAGCCUGAAUCCGAUGAUGGACAUGAAUAUCAAAACAUUCCGUUGAAUAUUAACCAUGCUCCAGUACCCACUCCCAGACUGCGUUCAAAAUAUGAAGACAAUCCCAAUGAAAUCGCUGUAGUUAAAGGUGGGUUAAAACCGAUCAUUGAAAAAGAAGAUGACGAAGUGAGAGAUAACGUGAAACCUAGCACUCGACGAACAAAAGUUCGUAGACAAGAAGAGUGCAAAACAAAUCGAAGUCUUUCCGAACCACCAAGGAAUUAUAAACGCAAUUCACAUGAAAGGUCGAGUCGACGUGAAGGCCUAAAGUCAAGCUGCACUAAGGACAAGCUUAAAGAAGAUAAUUCAAUGGAAUUACCCAUAGCCUACAGUAAAAUAUUAAAUAAAGACAUUCCAAUUUACGCUAAUUUAAAUAUGAAUACAGUAAAAUCAAGCCCACCCCCAAUCCAAAAACAUAACAAAACGUCAGUAACCCAAAGAACAAGUCCUAUUAAAAACAAAAAUGAAAACAAUACAGUUCAGUCUAUUACUUACAAAUCUCAGCAUCGGUCAGACUCUGGGACAGAUAGUAGUUCACGGAUAAAGCGUUCAAUGCAUAAAGAUACUGUUUCUAGCUCACUGAAAAAGGAAGAAAAGGCGUUACGAAGUGAAAGGAAUCGUAAAUCGCAAUAUAAUGAUACCCUGAAAAAGUUAAAGGACGACCUGGGGAAUACUAAAAACGUGAAAGGCCGGGAAAAUAAUUACAAAAGUGAAGAAAAUAAUAAAAGUGAACGAUAUAGUCGAAUAUUGCAAAAUACUACUCCCGAUAAAUCAAGAGAAUCGAAUCACGGUCAAAUCAUGCACAGAGACUCAAGUAGCCAUCGAAAAAGAAAUACAUUUGAAGAUAAAAAAGAACAUGAAAAUAUAAAACCAUCUCUUAAAUUAGAUUCAGAUGCUACAGAACGGUAUUCGUCACAAAUGAAGAGCAAUGAACGAGAAGAGGAAUUUGGCUUAAAGCACCACCACAGAAGUAAUAAACAUCGAGAAUACGUUAUUAAUUACGACGAUAAAAAGGGCACUGUUUCUUCCAUAUGUAAAAUACAAACAGGGCUUGGGAUACCUAGACGAAAGAAGACGUCUAAAGAGAUGUUAAAAGAAAAUCACAAAGACGAUGCAUUAAAAACUAAAACUGUAGACAAACUAGCCUUGCUGCAGUUGGAAGAUCAUCAGAGGGAUCCAAAGGAACUGAAAUACGCAGAUAGGAAAUGGAAGACUAAAGUUCAUAUACGUCGAUCUUGCCAAGUGUUGUAG